AUGGCCACGACGCCCCAACUGACACCCGAGGAGAAAGAAGCGCUCGCGGAGCGCCAACGCCGCACGGCGGAAGCCCUCAUCGGCGCGUACAAAGUCUGGUGCAUCGAAGACGCCAUGUCGCUGGAUAACAUCUUCCGGCGCCGCACGCCGGACUGCAUCCAGCGGACGAUACCCAUCACGGCGGGCCUGCCGGACCGCAACAACGCGCAGUACCGCGCCUACCUGCAGGAGCUCGUGCUGCUGGACCUGGCGCCCUGGGAGGGGGAGAUCAACAUCGAACCGCCCAUCAUCUCGGACGCGGAGAGCCACGUGUGCGUCGUGCGCGUGCACGGGUGGGCCAAGACCGGGGGCGGGGAGAUCCACGAUCGCACCGUGUGGUUUUUGCACUGUACGGCAGACGGGGAGAUGGUGUGGCGGGUGGAUGUGUGGGUGGAUACGCGGCAGUCGUUUGCUUUUCAGCAGAAGCAUCGCGAGUGGCAGGAGUAUCAGAAGAAGAAGGACAGUAGGCGGAAGAAGAGAACUGGAGGGGAGGGUGCGGCUGCUAGUGGUGGUGGUGGUGGUGGUGGUGGCAGGGAUGGAGGGAGGAAGAAGAGUAGGAGUCCGAGACAUGGGAAGAGUGGGAGUGUCAGUAGCAGUGGGAGUGGGAGUGGGAGUGGGCGGGGGAGCAAGAGGGAGUCUCCUGCGCCGGAGCGGACCGGGUCGAGGGAGCGGCAAGGUUGA
Messenger RNA from Lecanosticta acicola, 720 nucleotides. The record is from the annotation of a GenBank genome assembly. Lineage: Eukaryota; Fungi; Ascomycota; Dothideomycetes; Mycosphaerellales; Mycosphaerellaceae.